AUGUUUGACCAGCAGGACGAAAUUCACGAUUGGUUACGUUGGGCUAUCGAUAAUGAUCAUGUUCAAGAUUUUAGUUUGCAGAAUUUCAAGAAUGGCCUAGAGGUUGUGCCUGCACGAUUACACUCGUGCAAAACACUAAAGAUUCUUGAAUUGCGUGGCCAAAUAAGGGUCAAUUGUCCUGAAGUUAUUUUUCUUCCAAGACUAAAAACUCUUAGUCUAAUUACUGUUCACUAUAAAAGCGGUGUGAUGUUCGGAAACACUAACUGGUGGCAACCUACUCAUGUGCCUGGAUGUGUAUAUUCAUGUCUCAAAGGCAUUUCAGUUGGCAGUUUUGAUGACGAUGAAAAUGAGUUUGCUAUGUUGAGCUAUAUUCUUGAGAAUGCCCGAGUUUUGCAGACAGUGAAAUUGCGUGCUUCUACUAGAAGCACUCAGGCAAAGAGUAAUAGAAGUCUUAUUUUCAGAGUUGUCUGUUGGAAUCAACACUUGGCAGUUUAG
Lycium ferocissimum is the source of this 495-nucleotide messenger RNA. RefSeq lists its product as uncharacterized. NCBI's taxonomy places the organism in Eukaryota, Viridiplantae, Streptophyta, Magnoliopsida, Solanales, Solanaceae. The transcript is spliced from 3 exons. The record is from RefSeq and is a predicted model, not a curated record. Bases 1 to 495 code for a protein of 164 amino acids.